AUGUCUGAUUUUGAUUCGGAACGUUUGAGCAAUCUCUUCCACAAAUACCUGAAGCCAGGCAAAGAGGAAAUUGAAACCACUGCAGUGAGCGAUUUAUUGAAAGAAUAUGAUCGGAAGAAAUUUGCGAGUAUUACUCUCAAAGAAGUCCAAAACAACAUUGACAUUGAUAAAUAUGGAUAUGUUGGUUUUGCUUCAGUUGAAAAUUUCGCAAGAAAUUACUUCAUGAACGAACCAUCGACAUCUGUUCCAGAAAUUAUUUCGUUAUUUUACAACAAUUAUUCGUCAGAUAAAGGAAAAAGAUUUGACAACAGAACGGAUAGGCUCAUAGAACAGGAAGACAUGAGUAAAUUACUGAUUCAACUCUAUCCAGAUUUAACACAAGAUGAUGCUGAGGAGCUUUCACAGCAAUUAUUUUCAUCAAACACUAGCAUGGGUAGCGUAAAGAAAUUGGCAGAGAAAUUGACCAAAUUCUAA
Messenger RNA from Naegleria fowleri, 474 nucleotides. RefSeq lists its product as uncharacterized. Bases 1 to 474 code for a protein of 157 amino acids. The transcript has a single exon. Lineage: Eukaryota; Heterolobosea; Eutetramitea; Acrasida; Naegleriidae. The record is from RefSeq and is a predicted model, not a curated record.